Phalaenopsis equestris is the source of this 743-nucleotide messenger RNA. RefSeq names its product F-box protein SKIP24. Gene Ontology annotation, molecular function: protein binding. Lineage: Eukaryota; Viridiplantae; Streptophyta; Magnoliopsida; Asparagales; Orchidaceae. The record is from RefSeq and is a predicted model, not a curated record.
CAAAAUUUGGUUGGGAAUAGAUUUUGAGGUUGGAAAAACAGAGGCAGAGUGCGUGCCGAUGUGGUUCCUACCGGACGAGAUCUGGAUCAAGAUCCUUGACAUGGGGGCGGCCACUAAACGUCUAAGCUGCCGGGAUCUCUGCUCGUUGGCCGUGACCUGCCGCCGCCAUAACCGCCUCUCCAACGACCCUUCUAUCUGGUCUAUACUUCUAGCCCUAGAUUUUCCCCAACCAAUUUCAUCUUCCUCCUCCUCGCCGGAGAUACCUUCUAAAUCGCUCUACAGAAUUAGGUUUGAGAGGGAUAAGGCGCGAAGGAUUACUGCAUGGAAACGUGGAAUCCUUAUUGCAGAGAGCCAGGUCUCUGCUUGCAGAGAAAGGCUGGAGGAGGUGAAGCUUCAGCUGCGGAAAGAGGGUGAGAGGAUGAAGGCAGCAUUAGAAGAGUUAGGCAGCCUGGAAAGGAUCAGGCAAGCCUCUGUUGCUUUAAAUAUCUGGCAGCCAGAGUUAGUUCGAGGAAGUCAAAGACAAUUGGUGGAGCAAUGCUUUGUUCCUAUUGAGUAUCGCCUCAGCAACCUUAAGAUGGAAGUCGAUUGUUGUAAACUGCAGAUUAUAACUUACAAGAAUGCUUUUAAGGAGCAGAAGCGAAGGCUGGAGGAAAGUGAAGUCUUCUUGUCCCGUCAGAAACAUAACCCUCUUGAAAUUUAUUUUUCAGGUGUUUCUGGAAAGGAUUCUGGUGCUAAGAGAAAGA